This is a messenger RNA of Meloidogyne enterolobii, 1205 nucleotides long. The record is from the annotation of a GenBank genome assembly. NCBI's taxonomy places the organism in Eukaryota, Metazoa, Nematoda, Chromadorea, Rhabditida, Meloidogynidae.
GGGGAAAGAAUGUCAAGAAUUUGAAAAGGAAAGAUUAGAUAUAAGAAAGUAUACAAGACCAGUAAAUUUAUAAAAUUGGGGUUUUUAGUAAAAAAAGGGAUUGCUCGAAUUUUUAAGCAGGGGGGUUCAAAAAAUUUCAAGAAAAAAUUUUUUAUGUCAAGGAGCAACACCAAAAUAUAAUAUCCUCCCUUCUUUUGGAAAUAAUUAUAUUAAAAUUAACCCAUUAAACUACGAAAAUUUGCUUUAAGUACUGGGUACUGGGCAUUCUGUGCUUCCGACUAUUAAGUUUUUCAAAUCUGGCUACGGCUCCAACCUGUUCCGAAUCAGCAAUAUCCAACACUGAUUUCUUUUCCCAAAAUCCAGGACCAAACAAUUUUUACCCCCACUCAAACAAUUCGAGCACCCUUUAAUCUAAUGGAAAGCAAAAAAAAUUCUGAAGAACCCUUAAUAUUAAAGGGGAAAAUUAUUAAAAUGGGAGGAAUUUGCACACAACUUUUGUGUCUAGUGUUGGUUAGUAAAAAAUACACAAGAAAAGCCAAAAUAAAUGGCUUGAAAAUUUAACUAGUUUUUAAAAUCAAACCUCUCGUUUCCUGAAACCUUUGUUUUUAACCAGACUCCUCAUCAUUAUUAUUUCCUUUCCCACAAAUUUGUUGAUUAUUGUGAGAAUUGUGACCAGAAACUGACGGACCUCCUCCUUGAUCAUUUGUAUUAUCAUCUACACCGCUCAAAUUACGUCCACCAAUACGCCAAGUAUUUUUUGCUGGGAGUAAAACAAUUUAUAGAAACCAAGCCACGACGAGCAGAUUCAGUUGAUGACGGUUUUUGUUGAAUAGAAGGAUCAUCAUUCUUACAAUGUGUACAACCCCCAAAAGUUAAAAGAGCAUUUAAUGUUUCUUCGUAUAUACGUGCUUCUGGAAAUUCAACUUUUGUUUGUUUCUUUUCUGGAGUAUAAACAAUUGAAGUACAAGAAAUCUGAAAAAAAUUUUGUGGCUUUUUGUGGUUUUACAAGUUUGGUGGACAGACAUUUUUUUAUAGAAAACUUGUUCUAAAUAGAAAUUUGACUCGAUUUAAGACACCGGAACCAGGUGUGGUAUGGCACGUCCACAAAAAAGCCGCUUUGCGUCUUGCGUCAAAAAAUAACAUCCAAAAGGAGACAAAAUCGCGCGUGACUUUUAUUUAUAGAAACCGUUUUCCUGUGCUUCCUG